Molecule: messenger RNA, 2170 nt
Organism: Xenopus tropicalis (tropical clawed frog)
Lineage: Eukaryota; Metazoa; Chordata; Amphibia; Anura; Pipidae
Exons: 2
Coding region: 156-833 (225 amino acids)
Source: RefSeq, a predicted model, not a curated record
CUGCUUCUAUCCUGCUUAUAAGUGGGCACGAUAAGGUACUUAUUGUAGCACUUUAUAGAGCACUACACAUACUUCUGUGCAAAGGUGAACAGGGAGAGUGCAGGGAUUGUGCGGAGCCAUCAAUACCUGCACCAUUAUUAUCCCCUCACCCCGAUAUGGCACAUACAGUGGUAACCCAGCCUCAGGGCGGUGCUAAUCAAGUUCAACCCACACAGAUGCCAAUCACACCAGAGCUGGACAGGGAAGCCAUCCCCUCCACAUCUGCAAAACCACCACAGCUAGAGGACUUGUUUGACUGGAUAAAAUCAACCAUACAGUCCACUAUCAGUCAGUCCUCUACAUGCCCUAGGAAACGCAAAUCACAAGCUCUGCUUGACACUAAUUCUUCUGACACGGACGUCAGUGAACAAGAUAGCGAACCAGAAUUGGGUGAGGUAUCACACAGUGACGCUGAUACGGACGACUCUGGAAGAGAUCAGCAUUACCACUCUAUUGCAAGCCCCGACACUGCUAAACGACUACUACGAGACAUGCUAGCUACGCUAGAAAUUAAAGAUGACAGAACAACUGCCUCCAAAGCCGACAGGGUACUGGGGGUACAGCCCAAAAAGGCCAGAACCUUCCCCGUUUCCAAAUCUAUUUCUCAGUUAAUCGAAAACAAAUGGGCAAAACCGGAUCACCGCCUUACCCUGACCCAACGCUUCCUCACCACUUACCCCAUACCGGAAGAACAACAAAAACUCUGGGAUAAAGCUCCUAGAGUUGAUUCCACAGUGGCCCACCUAUCCAAAAAUACAGCAUUGCCCACUGAGGAAGCUGCCUUCAAUGGAUAAGAAAAUGGAGGUCGUCCUCAGAAAAGGCUUCACCCAUGCCACAGCAAUUCUCAGGCCAGCAGUGGCAUCAGCAGGAUUGUCGAGCAAAAUUCUGGUGCCAAGAGCUAAUUAAGCACCCGCCGCCUUCACCUCAGGCACUGCAGGAGGCCUAAGAUCAAAUCAGUGCUUCCUUAGACUUCCUAUCAGAUGCAGCUAUGGACACGUUAAGAUUAGCAGCGAAGACCAGCGUGAACAUGGUGAUAGCCAGACGAGCAUUGUGGCUGCGCCACUGGUCCAGAGACACAGCCUCCAAAUCCAAACUCCUUAACCUCAAGUUUACGGGAGACACUCUUUUUGGGCCCAACCUGAAACAAAUUAUUUCGGACGUCCGGGGGCAAGAGCACCUUCUUACCCUUGGGUAAGAAAGCCAGACCCAAGUCCACAAGCAGACCCUAUAAUAGCCAAUGGAACGCCCGGGGAUGCUCCUUUCGCAAAACACAUCCUUCCACACAGCACAAGGUAACGCAGACACAAGGAAGGGCAGAACGCCUUGGCCACAACAGCACAAACAAGGUAGAAAACCGGGGCCUCCAAAGCCCACAUCGGCAUGACUGCACUCCACCGAACUCGGAGAGGAUAGGUGGUCGUCUUCAAGAAUUUGUAUCGACCUGGCAAACACACGCAGACACAAGGAAGGGCAGAACGCCUUGGCCACAACAGCACAAACAAGGUAGAAAACCGGGGCCUCCAAAGCCCACAUCGGCAUGACUGCACUCCACCGAACUCCACCGAACUCGGAGAGGAUAGGUGGUCGUCUUCAAGAAUUUGUAUCGACCUGGCAAACACACGUACAGGACAAUUGGGUGCUGUCAAUCAUCAGAGGGGUACAGAAUCCCAUUCAACAACCUACCCCCUUUUUACCUUCACCCGUACAAAUCAAUAUUCUGGAGAUCAGGGCCAUCCGGAAUGCCAUCUUCCAUUGGUCCCAGCAGCUGAAGGGCCCGCCUCUUCGCGUGCAGUAUCCCUGAUACUCAGUUGGGCAGAAUCAAACGUCCCGGCAAUAUCAGCAGUAUACAUACCGGGUGUCCAAAACUGGGAGGCAGACUAUCUCAGCCGACAACGGAUAGAUCAGGGAGAGUGGGCACACCAUCCGGACAUAUUCGACCAGAUUGUGGCCAGGUGGGGAUGCCCGGACAUAGACAUGCUAGCGUCCAGAUGCAACUACAAAGUACCUACAUACUGCGCCUGGUCGCAGGACCCGGGGGCAUCGUACGUGGAUGCUUUAGUCAUAGCUUGGACUUUCAACAAAGUCUAUGCUUUUUCCCCACUGGCCCUCCUACCACGGAUAAACUGCAAAA